This is a messenger RNA of Eriocheir sinensis (Chinese mitten crab), 4199 nucleotides long. Its product is annotated as ral guanine nucleotide dissociation stimulator-like. NCBI's taxonomy places the organism in Eukaryota, Metazoa, Arthropoda, Malacostraca, Decapoda, Varunidae. The transcript is spliced from 14 exons. Gene Ontology annotation, molecular function: guanyl-nucleotide exchange factor activity. The record is from RefSeq and is a predicted model, not a curated record. Gene Ontology annotation, biological process: Ras protein signal transduction; positive regulation of GTPase activity. The coding region runs from base 913 to 3129 and encodes 738 amino acids. Gene Ontology annotation, cellular component: plasma membrane.
GUCACGCGUCGCCGUCGGGUCAUGGUUCACUCCGGGCGACUGUGAAGGCGCUAUUAUGCUUUAACACGUUUUUGGUAUUUUGAGGACCGUGGCAGCAGCAUCAGAAGUUCACACGUUUUGUAGAUUUAGUAGAAUAGUUGUUGUAUUGUUGUGUAGGUUAAGGAUGUCAGCCGCUGAUAAAGAAUAGUGAGCGUUCUGAUGGUCUGUCUGGUGCCUUGCCGCCGUCUCGUCCAGUGCCAGCCCGCGGUGUGCCUGCCGCCUGGCCUGCCACCGUUCAGUUGUCGACGGUCCGGGCAGGAGGCAGGCCGCGUGGCAGUGGAACCACCGCAGUGUUGAGGCAGAGCCCAUUCAGCGCACACCCACGGACAGCCUCACUCGUUCAGUGCCAAAGUUUUGUCGUCAGAGUGGGCGUGGACUCUUUACCCUGACGUGCAGUGCCUCGAGAGCUGUCAUUUCAAGGGCGCCUCGUCUUGAGCAGCGGCGUGGUGAUCGUGAGCGGCGGUGACUCACGGGCGUCGCGGAGACUCAUGCACUGACUCAAUUGAUUAUUACUCAACUGCACAGCACGGCACUGGCUGGCUGAGCGUGGCACUAGAGGCACUCCUGAUGAAAGCCACAGUGCUGGAACGCCAAUAGUAACACCUGCCAGCACGGAACGCAGGCAUGGCAUAACUUAACACUAGCGAACUGUCAUCCACCACGAGUUACGAACGUGAAGAAGCAACCGUGACACCCCGAAGCGAGCCUAUCGGUGGUGAUGGUGUUAGCGAUAGUGACAAGGAAGGAAGAAAGACAGACGGUAAAGUGAAAAUCAAAACCAGGGCCUCGGAAAGACUGCUAUCGUCAUCACCAUCAGCGCUAAAGGACACCCUGGGUCGAGGUGGCGAUGGCCUGAGGGGUGGCGGGGAGCAGAUGGUACAUAUCAGCGGCUGGCGGUUUGGGUGCGUCAACUACAAGGCGCCGACGUGGCGACUAUGGGGAGAGGAAAAAUGCGACGGCGCCAUCUACACCGUGUACCUGAAGAAGGUGCGCUAUCACCACCCCUCGCGGAGCAUAACACAGGAGAGCGAUGACGAUGAGAUCUCGCACCUGGAGUGGGAGACGGUGCGGGUCCGGUUCCUCAAGGCCGGGACUCUUGAGCGCCUGGUGGAGUCCCUCGCCUCGGACACGGGGGAGCUGGAGUCCACCUUCGUCAACGUAUUCCUGGCCACCUACCGCACCUUCUCCACCACCAGCCAGGUCCUCAACCUCAUCAUCGACCGCUACCUGGCCCUCCAAGCCGCCGCCUCUUCACCCUCCUCUUCAUCUCCGUCACUGUCCUCGAAUUGCAACAAGAAGAUAAAUGUUCCGCCCCACCUUCGCGAGGACCAUAUGAAGGCCCUAAGGUUAACACUACAAGUCUGGCUGGACGGCUACACAGAGGACUUCAGAGACCCUCCAGACUUUCCGUGCCUGGUGCAGCUCAAAAAAUUCACUCAAGAAAACUUGCCAGACUCAGACCUCCACAUCAAGGUGGCCUACAAGCUGGACAAGAUGAAGCGAGAACAUGGUUCCCCGAUGCUGCAGAAGAUCUGGUCCUGUGGCGAGGAAAUGCGUGUCCACUGCCCUUCCCCCAUGACCAACGGCACACACCACCCGUAUGACUUUGCGGACAUACCAGAAGCCACCUUUGCUCAACAGCUGACACGUAUGGACACAGUGCUGUUCAAGGGGGUCAUUGCUCACCAGUGCCUGGGAUCAGUGUGGUCACGGCGGGACAGGGGCCGUGGGGACGCAGCGGCCUCGGUUGCAGCCACAGUGGAGCAGUUCAAUGCUGUCAGCUUCCGGGUUCAGUCCACCAUCCUGGUUGACACGGAAUUGAAACCUUCACAGCGAGCAAAACUCAUCACCAAGUGGAUUGACAUUGCUCAGGAAUUAAGAAUGCACAAGAAUUUUUCAUCCUUGAAGGCAAUAAUCUCUGGGCUUCAGUCAAAUCCCAUCUACAGAUUAAAGAAGACCUGGGGUGCUGUGAUCAAGGAUAAGGCUGAGUUGUUUGAGGAACUUGCCAGAAUAUUCAGCGAGGAGAACAAUCAGUUGAACCAGCGGGAGCUGCUGAUGAAGGAGGGAACAGCCAAGCAUGCCCAGACAGCCCACGCCAAUGACCGCCACCUGCCCAAGGCGCUGGAGAAGUUGGCUACCAAUCCACUGGCCACAAGUUAUGGCACCAUUCCCUACCUCGGAACAUUCCUCACCGACUUGACCAUGAUUGAUACAGCCAUCCCUGAUACUGUUGCUGAUGGACUUAUCAAUUUUGACAAGAAACGCAAAGAAUUUGAAGUCUUGGCACAGAUCCGGUUGUUGCAAGGAGCUGCCAAUGCAUACCAGAUGGAGUGGGAUGAGCAGUUUGAGAGGUGGUGGGAGUCUGUGCUGGUGUUGGAUGAUAAGGAGGCUUGGCGGCUCUCAUGCCAGAUAGAGCCACAGGGCUCAUCCUCCACCAGAGAAGGAAAAUUAAGGAAAAAAGCUCAGUGUCACCGCAAGAAUGACAGCAUUGCGAGCACCUCCUCUGGGUCCUCCAGCAGUCAGUUCUUCUUUGACAAUGACUCUUUGAGCACCCCACUAAGCCACAAUGACUCUUGCUCCUUAGAGAGAAAGAUGUCCACCUCAUCUAGCAGCUCAUCUCUCCCAUCACUGGAUGUGUCAGUUCACUCAGGUGGCACCACAGCCUCGGGUCGUACUCCAGACCGCUCUGUGUCCACCACACAACUGAACCAGCCUAACCAAACCUCUCCGUAUAUCACUCCUGACUUCUACAUCAUCAGAGUUUCUAUUGAAAGCAGUGCUCAUGAACUAGAAGGAGUGAACUUGUACAAGAGUAUCAUGCUGAGUAAUUCUGAACGCACCGUCUCUGUCAUCCGCAAGGCCAUGGAAAAGCAUGGUUUUGAAGGCAACCCAGAAGACUAUACUCUAGCACAGUUCCUGCCUGAUGGAGAGAUGCUGCUUCCUGCUUCAGCAAAUGUGUAUUAUGCCAUCAACACACAACACGACCUCAACUUUGUGCUGCGGCGGCGGCGGCACGGCGAUGAAUCAACCAUCAUCAGAAGAAAUCCCGCCAAGGAUCACAAAGUUCGGAAGAAGCUCCUAGUGACCUAGUGAGGCAAACUGUGGACCUCACAGGUGUCUGCCUGGUGGUCUCUGUGACUUAUCCAAACUAGAUGAGUUCCUUUUUGUAAUUCAUCUAGAUUUUGCUGUUUACUUGCAAGGCAACUAAAAUGUGUGACCAUUCAGUGUGGUAGACCGUGGCUUUAAAGCAAUGAACAGGAUAAAAGUGGCUUAGCUGAAGAACGUUUUGAUACAUUCGUGCUGACUCAAAUCUGAACAUUGUGCACCGACUUCAGCUACGUAUCACUCCUUGUGCUGUGAAUUCAUGUUGACUCAUCCUGUGACUUCUCAAGAUCCCAUUGUUUGGCACCCAAGCGUCCAUGGUUGUAAUGCAGUGAGAUCGCACCGUGAAGGUAUUGCUGUAGUGUACACGUGUAGCUCCUGUGAAGGCUGUCUCACAUACACAAUACUCAAACAUCUAUGUUACUCAGCUUUAAGUCUAGGAACUUGUGAAGGAUUUCUUGGUUCUAUCCUAGCUGUCCAGUACUCUUCCUCGCAAAGUCUCCUCUCACGUGGACCCUAAUUUCUUGUAUAGAAUUAGCCACGCAGCUAACUCCAUACAGCCCCACGUGUUGCCUCCUCCCAUGCAUCUCCCACUACCUUCAGUUGCGAGUGGGAGUAUUGUGCACCAUCACCCUUUCCCCAUCAUCCUGCACUCUUUUAGAUCAGUAGAGUUAGCAAGUGUCCAUUACGCUCCACAAUCACCGCUUAACCACCACCCCCCCUCCCACCAGCAUCUUCCUCACCUCACACAUCUUCACCCAGGCUGCUGGUGCCCCUCACCCCUAACAGUCAUGCACCCCCUCAUGCCCCUUCCCUGCACCCCAUUCCCUUGGUGUAGGUCCUCCAAGGUAUUUUAAAGUAACUUGUUUCAUGUUAAAUUUUGUGUUUGAGAAGUAGUGUAAAUCCUCUAUCAUCCUUUGUAAGCUGGAAGAUAUUAUAAUGCAGAGUACAGGUUUAUUUAAUGGAGUUCAAAUUAUAAGUUUAUUGAGAUGUAAAUAGUGUUAAGCUCUUGUAUACAUGUACAUUGUUACCUUUGUAAAUAAAGUCUACAAUUUUUA